GUCUCGGCGUUCCUGGAGAGGCUGCGGCUGCUGCCUUAGGACUUUGGAAGGCAGUGGAUCCCAGGGCCUCCAGGAACUGCUGCGCUGGGAGGCUCCCGCCCGGCGGGCUGGCAAGUCCAAGUACCUGGCUAGGUGUCCCAAGCAUCGUUGGAUCCCCAUCUCUGGUGCUCACAAACCCGGCACCCAUCUAGUAGAUGCUUCUUUGCUGCUAAUGGGUGUGAGCAAGUUAGAUAUUCUAUACCGACGACUUCUCCUCACAAAGCUUUUCAUCCGAGGAUGGGGAAGGCCAGAGGAUCUCAAGAGAUUAUUCGAAUUCAGAAAAAUGAUUGGAAAUCGAGAAAGAUGCCAGAAUCUUGUUUCAAGCGAUUAUCCAGUGUACAUUGAUAAGAUUGAAGAACAGUCAGACUGUAAGAUCUUAGAUGGACACUUUGUUUCCCCCAUGGCCCACUAUGUACCCGAUAUCAUGCCAGUUGAAUCUGUUAUUGCGAGAUUCCAAUUUAUUGUGCCUAAAGAAUGGAACAGCAAAUACAGACCUGUGUGCAUUCAUCUUGCUGGAACAGGAGAUCAUCAUUACUGGAGACGACGAACACUAAUGGCCAGGCCUAUGAUUAAAGAAGCACGAAUGGCUUCUUUGUUGUUAGAAAACCCUUAUUAUGGCUGCAGGAAACCCAAAGACCAAAUAAGAUCCAGCUUAAAAAACGUGUCUGAUCUUUUUGUGAUGGGAGGCGCUCUUGUUUUAGAAUCGGCAGCGCUCUUGCACUGGCUGGAGAGAGAAGGUUAUGGACCUCUAGGAAUGACCGGAAUAUCCAUGGGAGGACAUAUGGCCUCCUUAGCCGUAUCCAACUGGCCUAAGCCCAUGCCUUUAAUUCCAUGUCUGUCUUGGUCCACAGCAUCUGGGGUCUUCACUACGGGUGUGUUGAGUAAAUCCAUUAAUUGGAGAGAGCUGGAAAAGCAGUAUUAUACACAAACAGUUUAUGAAGAAGAAAUUAUUCACAUGCUUGAAUACUGUGGAACAGAUUCUUUCAAGAUGGGACAAGAGUUUGUGAAGCAUUUCUCUAGCACUGCUGACAAACUAACUAACCUUAAUCCAGUUUCUAGAACCUUAAGUGCAGAUGUGACAGAUCAAGUUGUGUCCCCACAACCUGCUGAGUGCCAUAAUCCUAGUAAAACAUCUAUCAGUGCCACAUCAAAAGGACUCUUGGUGCAAGACACCUCUAAGAUGGAGUGCUUCGGUCCAGCUCCCUCAACCAACAAAAGUAGUUACGCAAGUUGUAGCCCUCAGUCAUACCACCUACUCAGUAAAGAACAAAGAAGAAACAAUCUUCAGAAAGAAUCUUUAAUAUUUAUGAAAGGAGUCAUGGAUGAAUGUACUCACGUUGCAAAUUUCUCAGUUCCAGUUGACCCAAGCCUCAUUAUAGUGGUACAAGCCAAAGAAGACGCAUAUAUUCCACGAACAGGAGUUCGAAGUCUGCAAGAAAUUUGGCCUGGUUGUGAAAUCCGAUAUUUAAACGGGGGUCAUAUUAGUGCUUAUCUUUUUAAACAAGGACUCUUCAGACAAGCCAUUUAUGAUGCAUUUGAACGCUUCCUUCGUAAAUAUGCUAACUAAUUGGAUCACUGAAUGUAAUCAGCGUAGCCAUCAUGUUUCUUACAAAAGAACUUUGAUCCUGUGAUGAUGUGAAGAGCAAGAAACAUCAUUGAUACCUGUCAACUUAAUGUGCAGUCAACUGUAAAAUAUAAUUGAACAAUUUAGAAACAGUAUUUCAGUUAAAUAGCAUUGAAGUAUUUUUGUUAUUAUUUGUGGGAAUCCCAUAUACUCGAUGCCUAAUUUGUUGCUAUUUAUAAAAUCUGUAAUAUUUAUAAUUAUGAAUAAUUUAUUCAUUUAAAAUACAUUUGUUCAUAGAACCUUU
This is a messenger RNA of Ochotona curzoniae (black-lipped pika), 1907 nucleotides long. It is a transcript of the gene ABHD18, whose product is annotated as abhydrolase domain containing 18. The coding region runs from base 212 to 1606 and encodes 464 amino acids. The record is from RefSeq and is a predicted model, not a curated record. The transcript is spliced from 14 exons. NCBI's taxonomy places the organism in Eukaryota, Metazoa, Chordata, Mammalia, Lagomorpha, Ochotonidae.